Molecule: messenger RNA, 1803 nt
Organism: Diospyros lotus (date-plum)
Lineage: Eukaryota; Viridiplantae; Streptophyta; Magnoliopsida; Ericales; Ebenaceae
Product: serine/threonine/tyrosine-protein kinase HT1-like
Exons: 3
Coding region: 523-1578 (351 amino acids)
Biological process (GO): protein phosphorylation
Molecular function (GO): protein kinase activity; ATP binding
Source: RefSeq, a predicted model, not a curated record
AGUUCGGAGAUUGAAGAGAAAAGGAAUGGCAAAGGAUGGAGAAGGAACUGGUAGGUAUCAUUAUCAGCAUGUCCGGUUGGUCUCCUCAAGAGUGGAUCUUCGCACGUUAGUGUGAAUGUACAAAUCCAUGUAUCUAAUGUACAAACCACACCACAAACGAAGACAAGGAGAGAGGAGGGGGGAGAGAGAGAGAGAGAAGAGACCGCCAGCUUUCUCUGCAAAACCAACCAACUCUCCUUCAAGCCAUAGAUUCAUGGAUUGAGAGAGUUUCUGCUUCGAUGUGAUGAGGAAUGGGUGAGGCCAAGCUUGCACAUUCGUACGCACCCACCUAACCUCUCAUUGCAUCCUCGGCAAAAUGCGGGUGUUUUGUUUUUAGUCGGGUUUGGUCGGGUAACAGUGUUGGGAUAGCUAGAUUCCCAUCGCCCAGACGGUUUUGGAAUCUUCGGGUUCGGCUUCGAAAUGUAGCGGAAGGAGUGGAGAUCUGAUACAGUUUGAUGGUGGUGUGUUUUUGUUUGGUGAUCGAUGAAGAGGUUUCACUGGUUCAAGCAAAUCUCCAACAAUGGCAAGCUGGAGCGGCGGCUGUCGCUCGGCGAGUACAAGCGAGCGGUGUCGUGGUCCAAGUACUUGGUGUCGUCCGGCGCCGAGAUCAAGGGCGGUGGCGAGGAGCAGUGGAGCGCCGACAUGUCGGAGCUCUACAUCGGGAACAAAUUCGCGUCCGGCCGGCACAGUAGAGUUUACAGAGGGGUGUAUAAGCAGAGGGAUGUGGCGAUUAAGCUCGUCAGCCAGCCGGAGGAGGACGGCGACUUGGCGGCGAUGCUCGAGAAGCAGUUCAGCUCGGAGGUCGCUUUGCUUUUCCCGCUGCGCCAUCCCAACAUCAUCACUUUUGUUGCAGCAUGUAAGAAGCCUCCUGUGUUCUGUAUCAUCACUGAGUACUUGGCAGGGGGAUCCCUGAGAAAAUACCUUCAUCAGCAGGAGCCUUAUUCACUUCCUCUCAACUUAGUUCUGAAGUUGGCCCUUGAUAUAGCGCAUGGCAUGCAAUAUCUUCAUUCUCAGGGAAUACUUCACAGGGACCUAAAAUCAGAAAAUUUGUUGCUUGGGGAAGAUAUGUGCCUUAAGGUAGCAGAUUUUGGAAUCUCAUGCUUGGAGUCUCAAUGCGGCAGUGCAAAGGGAUUUACAGGUACUUAUCGUUGGAUGGCUCCAGAAAUGAUCAGAGAAAAACAUCAUACAAAGAAAGUUGAUGUUUACAGUUUUGGCAUAGUCCUCUGGGAGCUUAUGACUGCCUUGGUUCCAUUUGACAAUAUGACUCCUGAACAGGCUGCAUUUGCAGUCUGCCAAAAGAAUGCAAGACCGCCAUUGCCAUCCACGUGCCCGGUGGCACUAAGGCGCCUCAUCAACCGCUGCUGGUCCAGCAAUCCCCACAAGCGGCCCCAUUUUGAGGAGAUCGUUACCAUCCUCGAGAGCUACUCAACCUCUCUCGAGCAAGAUCCCGAAUUCUUUGUGUCCUUCAACCCUUCUUCUGACGGCCACGCUCUUUCACGGUACCUGCCAAAGUGUAUUGCUGCCCACACAUCUUGUUAGAAGCUGAAGAACACCACAGUUCUGGGAUCAUGCGUAAUGCUAACUGUGUCAUAUUGCUAUUGGUUGUCUUUCUUGCCUAGGCUGUAGGCAUCAAUGUUAAUGAUUAUAAACUUCAUCCAUCCAUCUCUUCAUGUUCUUUGUGCAAUAUGUAAGGAGCAGAGAAACAGUUGCUUUGAUUGUUAUUCCUUGAUUUAAAAGGAAUUUCACGGGUUGAAACUUAUGGUU